Messenger RNA from Phodopus roborovskii (desert hamster), 1429 nucleotides. It is a transcript of the gene Gas1, whose product is annotated as growth arrest specific 1. The record is from RefSeq and is a predicted model, not a curated record. Gene Ontology annotation, cellular component: plasma membrane. Gene Ontology annotation, biological process: negative regulation of mitotic cell cycle. Bases 37 to 1185 code for a protein of 382 amino acids. NCBI's taxonomy places the organism in Eukaryota, Metazoa, Chordata, Mammalia, Rodentia, Cricetidae. The transcript has a single exon.
CACCCGCCUCUACCAGCAGCCGGGCCGCCGGCAUGGAUGGAUGAAGACGCCCAUGCCAGAAGUGCGCGGGACUCGGACAAACUUUUCCAGCGGCCCCGCUGCCGCCGCCCGCGCCUCAUCUCCGCUCUGCACCGCGUCCGGCGGCCGCUGCUGCCCGCGAUGCUAGUCGCGCUGCUGGGCGGCGGCGGGGCCCGUACGGGGACUGUUCCGGGCGCCUUGCUGUGCCUGAUGGCGCUGCUGCAGCUGCUGGGCUCGGCGCCGCGGGGCUCAGGGCUGGCGCACGGCCGCCGCCUCAUCUGCUGGCAGGCGCUGCUGCAGUGCCAGGGCGAACCCGACUGCAGCUACGCCUACAGCCAGUACGCCGAGGCGUGCGCGCCGGUGCUGGCGCAGCGCGGCGGGGCUGAGGCUCCAGGGCCCGCCGGCGCCUUCCCCGCUUCGGCCGCGUCCUUCUCGCCGCGCUGGCGCUGCCCGAGCCACUGCAUCUCGGCGCUCAUCCAGCUCAACCACACGCGCCGCGGGCCCGCGCUGGAGGACUGCGACUGCGCGCAGGACGAACACUGCAAGUCCACCAAGCGCGCCAUCGAGCCCUGCCUGCCUCGCACCAGCGGCGUGGGCCCAGGCGCGGGAGCGGGCUCUGUCAUGGGCUGCACUGAGGCCCGGCGACGCUGCGACCGCGACAGCCGCUGCAACCUGGCGCUGGGCCGCUACCUGGCGUACUGCGGCAAGCUUUUCAACGGGCUGCGGUGCACCGACGAGUGCCGCGCGGUCAUCGAGGACAUGCUGGCCGUGCCCAAGGCGGCGCUGCUCAACGACUGCGUGUGCGAUGGGCUGGAGCGGCCCAUCUGCGAGUCGGUCAAGGAGAACAUGGCCCGCCUGUGCUUCGGCCCAGACGCGGGCAACGGUCCGGGCAGCAGUGGCUCGGACGGGGGCCCGGACGACUACUACGAUGAAGACUACGACGACGAGCAGCGCGCGGGGGCGGCGGGAGGCGAGCAGCCCUUGGACGAUGACGACGGCCUCGCGCGCCCGGGCGGCGGCGCUGCUGCGGCGGGCGGCCGCGGGGACCUGCCCCAUGGGCCCGGGCGCAGGAGCAGCGGCAGUGGCAGUGGAGGCCACUGGGAGACCCGAGGCGCCUGGACCCCGCUUGUCUGCUUGCUGCUGCUGCUGCUCGGGUCACACUUGUAGCCCCUGCGCCCCCCCCGCUGCAGGCCGGUGCACGCGAUCCGGCUGGUUCUCGAGCCGGGCACCUGUGGCUCGGGGACCGGGGGUGAUCUGGAACACUGACCCACACUCUCCCUGGUUGGACAGGCCCAGCACAUACUGCAUCCGCCAUGCGCGACCCUCUACUGUGGUUUCCAGGCUGCAGAGAUUACCGAUCUGUCCUACCGGCUCGAAUCUGCGGAAAUCAAGACACCCUGCAAAAAGUAAC